Ambispora leptoticha is the source of this 367-nucleotide messenger RNA. The record is from the annotation of a GenBank genome assembly. NCBI's taxonomy places the organism in Eukaryota, Fungi, Glomeromycota, Glomeromycetes, Archaeosporales, Ambisporaceae.
ACCCAAACUUCAAUUCGUGACCCCCUCGGAAGGACAAAAAGAUUCCUUGAAUAAGUUUUACGCUAAAUCGAAGACCUCAGUUAAGUUUAUUCACAAAGGAAAGAAGGUACAGAAGAUCACUAAGGCUACGCCUAAGAGAUCCUAUAAGUUACAAUUAAUUGACCAUGACGCCAUCAGAAAGGGACAGAAAGUCAAACCCAUUAUUGUAAAGAAAGGCCAAACUGAAACAAAUAAUGGUGAUACGAUCUAUGUUAACCAAAAAAAUGCGGUAUCAAUUAAGAAAUUCAAAAUGAAGAAGCUGUACUUGAAACUAAGUAUCGAUAUAGGUCUCAAGUUUGUCGUGCAAACAAAAGAAGAUAAGUUUUGA